CUUUCCCUCUUUUCUUUACUCUUAAACAACAAAAUUUGGCUGCCGAAACCCUCAAGAAAACCUCAACCCUCCGCCGCCGCCGCCGCCGCCGUCGACGAUCAUGAAGAAGCUUUACAGAAAGAGCACAAUUCAUCCCACGCCUCCACUUGUCUCAAACCAGCUGGCUUUCUUACCUUCGGCGAUCUUAGCUCUGACCGUCGCCCUCGGCCAAGAAGACAAAGAAGUCCUGGCCUAUCUCAUCUCUUGCUCCAGUUCCACCGCUGACAGGAAAUCCUCCAGCUCCGCCGCCGUCUGCGGUGGAGGGAAGGGCGGCCCCGACGCCCACUCGCCCUGCUUCGACUGCUGCUGCUUCAGCUGCUAUAUAAGCUACUGGGUGAGGUGGGAUUCUUCGCCGAACCGCCAGCUGAUUAACGAAAUCAUCGACGCCUACGAAGACGGAUUGGUGUCGCAGAGGAAGAGAGCGGAGAAGAACAAGAGAGAGAAAAGGAAGAGCAGCAAUAGGAAGAACAGAGUGCCUGGGUCUUCUUCCUCCUCCUCUGUUUGCCCCGGUGAGUUGAUGAACAGUUCCGAGUUGAGUUCUAAAAGGGACGAGUCGGACGAGUCUGACUCGGCCGAGUUGCGCUCAACUCACAUUAGUAAUAUUUGUAAUGGUGGAGAGGAGGAAGGUGGGGCCGUGAAGAGAUUUGUGAGCUUUAUUGGUGAGAGAAUGUGGUCUUCUAUUUGGACUUGAAAAAUAUUUUAAGGAAAUUUGAGGUUGGCCAUUUUUUUCUACUCAUAAUUAUUUUUGUUUUUUUGUUCCUGGUUUUAACAGGUUCUGUAAUGUAACCCUGUCAUAAUGUAAAAAUAUGCCUGGUUUUGGAAGGUCAUCGGUUUCAAAUUUGGGGGUUUUGAACUUUGUAAAAAGUUAUUACUAUUAGAGCCCGUUUGUUAACAUUAAAAUUGGCUGAAUUGGCUGAUUCUGCUGAAA
Molecule: messenger RNA, 967 nt
Organism: Cuscuta europaea
Lineage: Eukaryota; Viridiplantae; Streptophyta; Magnoliopsida; Solanales; Convolvulaceae
Source: the annotation of a GenBank genome assembly